AUGAUGGACAGGAUAAGAAAAGAGAUGAUUCUGAUGGAAAGGGGUCUGCACAGCCCAGUUUCUGGCAAAAGACUCUCAGAAUCUGGAAAUUCGGUAUUGGAGGCCCUUGAAAAUUCUCAGCACAGUGGUCGACUAAGCCCGAGAAUAACUUCCGCUUCUCUUCAUGGAAGUCUCGGGGAUAUUCCAACCAAAGGCAAGUUCGAAAUCGACAGUCUCUUCGGUAACCAUCAUAACAGCGAAAAUACGUCUUCAGCGGAGAUUUCAUCCUCAGAAAGCCGUAAGAAAAUUAGCUUAUAUCCAGAAGUUUCUCAAGAUUCCGACAUCAACAGUGAUGUGGAAGUGGGAUGUCCAUCGCAUCGCUCCCCGAGCCAACACAAGGAAAACAAUAACAAAGGGUUUUCUGACAACAUGUCUGGAGGGUCCAAUACAAGUUCAUCUUCGCUUUCCAAUCUUAACGGUAAUUCUAUGGGAGGCCCAAACUGUUCUAAUGCGGAUCAAGUCAGAAGAUAUCGGACUGCUUUCACCAGAGAACAAAUAGGACGACUGGAGAAAGAAUUUUACAGGGAAAAUUAUGUCUCGAGGCCAAGAAGAUGCGAACUGGCUGCAGCACUGAAUCUACCUGAGACUACUAUUAAGGUCUGGUUCCAGAACAGACGGAUGAAGGAUAAGAGGCAACGUUUGGCGAUGUCUUGGCCCCAUCCAGCAGACCCAAGCUUUUACACCUACAUGAUGACGCACGCAGCAGCCACCGGAAGUCUACCAUACCCUUUCCAUUCUCACAUGCCUCUGCACUAUUACCCGCAUGUUGGUGUCACAGCAGCAGCCGCUGCCGCAGCUGCGUCUGGUGCGGCGUCGUCACCUUUCGCCACCUCUAUCCGCCCCCUUGAUACUUUCCGUGCACUCUCUCAUCCUUACUCUCGACCAGAACUUCUCUGUAGCUUCAGGCACCCAGGACUUUAUCAAUCACCCGCGGGCCUCAAUAGUUCUGCGGCAGCAUCAGCGGCAGCGGCAGCAGCGGCGGCGGCGGCAGCGGUCAGCGCGCCAUCAGCCGCUGGGCCUUGUUCAUGUCUCAGUUGUCAUAGCAGUCAGGCAGCAAGUGCUCUAGGCUCCAGAAAUGCUAAUGCUGACUUCACCUGCACUGCGUCCGGGCAAAGAUCCGAGAGUGGAUUUUUGCCUUAUUCUGCCGCUGUUCUCAGCAAAACCUCAGUACCAUCCCCAGAUCAUAGAGAAGAGACUUCGCUCAACAGAUAA
Molecule: messenger RNA, 1251 nt
Organism: Hypomesus transpacificus
Lineage: Eukaryota; Metazoa; Chordata; Actinopteri; Osmeriformes; Osmeridae
Gene: evx2
Product: even-skipped homeobox 2
Exons: 3
Coding region: 1-1251 (416 amino acids)
Biological process (GO): regulation of transcription by RNA polymerase II
Cellular component (GO): nucleus
Molecular function (GO): DNA-binding transcription factor activity, RNA polymerase II-specific; RNA polymerase II cis-regulatory region sequence-specific DNA binding
Source: RefSeq, a predicted model, not a curated record